AUGGAAGAAGCAGCUCCUGAGAAGAGUGCCGGUGACCUGGCAUUUGAUGCUGAAAUAUCAGGAGACGAUCAGCAAGAGGUGAGCUACGUGAAUGGGCAAGGAUGGCAGCUCAAAAACUACCACCCAAACCCUAACGUGAGGAACAACCCACAUAUUUUCUGGCCUAAGCAAGACAAACCAGCUGAUCAUGCACAGAGUAACCAAGGUCAGUAUGUCGGGUAUCAAAAGAACUACCAACCCCGGACCUAUGUUCUAAGCCAACCGCAGAACAAUCCACCUCAGAUGCAGAAACACCAGAACACUCAGCCAGCUACCUCCGCUCCUGUCGCUGUUCCGCAAGAUGAGACAAAAGCUAUGUUGCAGCUGCUGCUCCAAGGACAACAGCUCCAAGGAAAGGCUCUAAACCAGGUUACUACUGAGAUCAAUACCAGAAUGAACCAUAUGUUCAGCGAUUUGAGCACCAAAUACGACAAUGUCGCGAGUCAUAUGAGACAGAUGGACAUUCAGAUUGCUCAGACUGCUGAGAGCGACAAGAGGAAACAAUGUACUCUACCUGGGAAAACCGACAAAAACCCUAGGGAGUGCAAUGCGGUUGAGUUGAGAAGUGGAAAGCAACUGUCUGAGCCGGUAAAGAAAAGUUUCACUGCUGCUGAGAAGGGGAAGCAGAAAGAGUCGGAACAACCACCAGCCGAUACCUCGGCAGCUGAGAAGGAGAGGGAACCAACAGUUGGAACCAAUUCGCCAGGACCAGAACAACUAGCUGAGGCUGUCUGCCCAAUCCCAGAGCCUGUUCCUGUUCGCGAAUACACUCUUAAAGUCCCUUACCCUGUUCCAGCAAAGGCUACUCGUAAGGAUCGAGAGGAGAUGAAGUGCAGAAAGAUGUUGGAGGACCUAACCGUCCGACUCUCCUUGAUGGAUGCGAUUCAGAUGAUGGCAUCCAUGCGCAGCUUUAUGAAGGGAUUGAUCUCAGGAAAAAUAUUAGAGGAGAGCGAAUUAAUGACUGUCUCUAAGGAGUGCAGCACCGUGCUUCAGAACAGGCAGAUAAAGAAGCGAGGAGACCCUGGCAAGUUCGUCCUCUCUAUCCAGAUUGGGAAGACAAUUUUCUCAUGCUCCUUGGUUGAUCUGGGAUCCAUCGUAAACCUCAUGCCCUACUCUGUAGCACGACGUCUGGGAUACAUGCAUUUCAAACUAACUAAGAUGUCCUUGGUGUUCGCGGAUAGAUCAGUUAAGUCCCCGGUUAGUAUUAUAGAGGAUCUCCAAGUAAAAGUCGGGAACACCUCUGUUCAAGAAGACUUCAUAGUUCUAGAGCUGGAAGAGGAAUCCAAAGAUCCUCUCAUCUUAUGA
Brassica napus (rape) is the source of this 1344-nucleotide messenger RNA. RefSeq lists its product as uncharacterized. The transcript has a single exon. The record is from RefSeq and is a predicted model, not a curated record. Lineage: Eukaryota; Viridiplantae; Streptophyta; Magnoliopsida; Brassicales; Brassicaceae. The coding region runs from base 1 to 1344 and encodes 447 amino acids.